This is a messenger RNA of Blastomyces dermatitidis ER-3, 4232 nucleotides long. RefSeq names its product monosaccharide transporter. Gene Ontology annotation, cellular component: membrane. Bases 1906 to 3510 code for a protein of 534 amino acids. NCBI's taxonomy places the organism in Eukaryota, Fungi, Ascomycota, Eurotiomycetes, Onygenales, Ajellomycetaceae. The record is from RefSeq and is a predicted model, not a curated record. The transcript is spliced from 2 exons. Gene Ontology annotation, biological process: transmembrane transport; carbohydrate transport. Gene Ontology annotation, molecular function: carbohydrate:proton symporter activity.
AUUUCUUCCACCUCUCACCUCUCACCUCUCAAUCUCUCAUCUCUCAUCUCUCAUCUCUCACCGCCGAACCCUGUCCGCUCACAUGCCAACCUCGUCGACAUGAAGGAUCCUCAGGUGGCGUUACUCCGCAGUGACAUGUGUAGUUUCUCAACCUCAAGAACCGCGACCAUUUUACCCCCCCAAGCUAAUUCCGCCAGUUAGCAGUCCUGUUUCACUCGGGCACCCCGGUAUUGUCUCCGACACCUCUUAAUUUAGCGUCGGCCAACAUGCUCUGCUCACAAAUGGUCAGGAUGUUACAGCGCGAUUGAUCGUCUGAAAUUGCCAUCUUUAUGCCCGUCUAGUUCGAUGAUUCAGGCUAGGCAUGCGCCAAGUUCAGUUUUACCAGAACAUACGCAGUACGUUCGGCCGCUGGUGGCGCUCUUGAGCAACCCCCACUCCCGCUAAGCAGUAAGCACCCAGAUGAUUGCCGGCUUAGGGCUGAGUCAACAUCAAUCCAUCGCCUCUGAGCAUAUACAACAAUCACUCUGCUUUUAGCCCUGCCCUAUCAUUUCGAGGGAAUAAAGAACUUUGGCAUGUGACAAUAGAAUUCCAAUACCUUCCUCGCUCUACAAGAAGAGGAGCACCAAUAUCUACGUUGCGCAGUGGUUGUGCCCUUUGAUCCCUGCGCGCUGGUCACUUAAAACUAUGUAUGGUUGGUCAUUCCCCGGUCUGUUCGGCCCGAGCUCACAGAAUUGGGGUAAUAUCGAGCUACUUGGAAUCGUAGCCAACUCAACUGUAAAUAGGCUAUCUACCCAGACCGGGGGAGCAAAUUUAUCUGGGGAUGACAAUUUUUCAUGCCGACUUCGAUCAAAGCUGUCCUGUAGACGGCAUCGGUGGAGCCAUCCCCAAUGGUAAUUUUCAUCGAACCCGACCUCUUUUCUCUAAUGCUAUGUUCAAGGUCCAUAUAUCCCACAUAUCUGUAAUCAAAUUGCAGUUUGUCGGCUGACCUUCUCUUGGUUGCUUUAAUGGGACGCUUUGAGAAGGAUUCUAGAUCUGCUUGCCGCAGAGAGCUCAGUUGCCACUAACUGGAAUUUUGACGGGCAAGACCCCGAUGAAAAUUUGACACUGGCAUUGGAUUUUUCACGAUUCGUGACCAUUGUCGCACGUCAAGGUUGCAUCAUGUUCACCCACUCAAAAGUCAGGAUCGGAAGAACAGAAGACUCGGGCAAAAAUAAGUCAAAUGAGCGAGGCUGCUUGUGCUGUUUUUUUGGGUGCUGCUCGCGCUGACACCCCUGUGCGUUCUGUCAUGGGCAAUGUGCUGACCUCCCCCGCCUCCUACGAGCAGCAAUUCUCGACAAGGGCAUUUCCCCGCCUGUCCCCUGGACCUCAUCCCGCUCUCAUAGGAAUGCGCUCUGAAACCCGUUAUUACUACUCCGUGUUCAAUUUUUCUUUCUUCCAUCGCAAAUACAUCGUGAUGGAGAAUGUCAAGUGUUAAUGGGUGUCAACAUUACCGUCCCGUUUUAGUUCACCUAGAUGAGAGAAUUUACAGAAACAGCAACCACUUUUCUUUCGGCGAGAUGGAUCAAACUUGACCCAUCCAACGGUUCUUAUGCGCAUGGCGCUAAAGCACCCUAAUGAAGUGGCACUGACCCUUGAGUCUUCAGCCUGUGUUACCCCGUCUCAUACAACACCCCUUGGCCUGAGGCCUUGUCCGGGUUUUUACUCCUCUACAGAAGAUAUAAGAAAGAUCUUAUGGCCCCCGUGUCUGGUCCGUUUCCUAAAUGAAGAAGCAUUUAGCCUUCAAACAUCGUGUUGAUCCUCUUUGGCCGUAUUUUCGUUUUCGUAUUCCCCUUAUCUUCCGAUCUAUUCCCACCCCACAGCCUUCAAGGGUCUUAAGGGUCGGAAGCAGCGUAAACGUCUCCAACAAUGGUGGGCACCACCGAUGUCUCCCGUGUGGAGGCACCUGUUACGAUGAAGGCGUAUCUUAUGUGCGCUUUCGCUGCCUUUGGCGGCAUCUUCUUCGGGUUUGAUUCCGGGUACAUCAACGGAGUGAUGGGCAUGCCGUACUUUAUCGAACUGUUCACUGGGCUGAAACAAUCAGACUUCCCUGACGGCUCUUCUGAAUUCACCCUCCCUUCGUGGCAGAAAUCGCUCAUCACCUCCAUUCUGUCUGCCGGAACCUUUUUUGGUGCAAUCAUCGCUGGAGACCUCGCGGAUUUCAUUGGUCGCCGCACCACUGUUGUUGCGGGCUGCGGUGUGUUCAUUGUCGGAGUAAUACUUCAAACAGCAUCUACUGCGUUGGGGUUGCUUGUGGCUGGGCGUUUGAUCGCCGGAUUCGGUGUCGGCUUCGUCUCAGCUAUUAUUAUUCUUUACAUGUCAGAAAUCGCGCCCAAGAAGGUUCGAGGUGCUAUUGUAUCCGGCUACCAGUUCUGUAUCACCGUCGGCCUGCUGCUUGCUUCCUGUGUCAAUUAUGGGACUCAGAAUCGGCAAGAUACUGGUUCAUAUCGUAUCCCGAUUGCUCUCCAAAUGCUCUGGGCCCUCAUUCUAGGGAUCGGUCUCAUGUUGUUACCGGAGUCGCCACGUUACUUUGUGAAGAAAGGGAACAACAAAAGAGCGAGCGAAGUCCUUGCCCGGCUACGAGGUUAUCCCGCUGACUCAGAUUACAUUCAAGAGGAGCUGGCUGAAAUCAUUGCGAACCACGAAUACGAACUCCAGGUAGUUCCACAAGGCAGCUACUUCCAUUCUUGGCUUAAUUGCUUCCGUGGCGGUCUAUCUAAACCUUCUAGUAACCUGCGCCGAACCAUCCUGGGAACCUCCUUGCAGAUGAUGCAACAGUGGACUGGUAUCAACUUUAUCUUCUACUUUGGAACAACAUUCUUCCAGGAUCUCGGCACCAUCGACGACCCAUUCUUCAUCGGUCUCGUUACUACUCUUGUUAAUGUGCUCUCGACUCCAAUCUCUUUCUGGACUAUUGAGAGAUUCGGUCGCCGCCCUUUGCUAAUUUGGGGUGCAGUUGGCAUGUUUACUUGCGAGUUCAUCGUUGCGAUCAUGGGAGUGUCGAAUGGAGACGACCCCCGGGUGGUCAAAGCUAUGAUUGCGUUUAUCUGCAUCUAUAUUUUCUUCUUCGCCAGCACGUGGGGCCCCGGCGCAUGGGUCGUCAUUGGCGAAAUCUUCCCUCUGCCAAUGCGUUCCCGCGGUGUUGGUCUUUCGACGGCCUCCAACUGGCUGUGGAACUGCAUCAUCGCUGUUAUCACUCCGUACCUGGUCGGAACCGACAAGGGCAACCUCGGCACCAAUGUCUUCUGGCUAUGGGGCUCCCUCUGCGUCUGCUGCUUCGUCUACGCCUACUUCCUCGUGCCGGAAAGCAAGGGGCUUACUCUCGAACAAGUCGACCGUAUGAUGGAAGAGACUAACCCACGUACCUCUGCCAAAUGGAAACCGAGCACUACCUUCGCGGCCGAGAUGGGCCUAACGGAAAAGAACGCUGCCUUGGAAGCAGUUCAGGUCACCGCCGAUAAGGAGAACGUUUAAAUUAAAGACACAAGAAAGUGAACGGAACACCUAUACUUAUAGCUACAUAAGCCACUGCGUUUCCCCUAUACCCGUUUUAUUCGUUAUUUUCCCGCAUUCUUCUGGAAGUUUGUUCGUUUUUAAACACCAUCCCCCCUCCCCCCCUGCGAAGAUUCCUUCCUAUGUUUUGCGACUGAGUGCGUCUAUACAUAUUGCCCACAUCUCCAUAAUUCGUUGGUAAGCCAACGAGGUCAGGUUCUGACAUGGGGAUUGGACACACCUGCUUCUAAACGAACGAGUAAGGUGGGUGAUAUAUUAUAUGCAUGUAUAUACACGUGGAGACGUUUUCGCUCCCCUUGGAAGUACACACUAUCAUACCCCCAAUGCAAUGAAAUUCCCCUAUGAACUGUUAAGAACACUUAAAAAAGGUUGCAAGAAUCAUAUCUAAGUCAGACGUGAGGUCCCGGCGCGGUUCUGCUUCCAAAUCUUCACGGCAGCUCGUGUACCAUAGGCCGGGGGUGGUGGCUCCGAUCACUUGCUGUGCUGUCCUGGUAGUGCUUUGGAUCUGGGUGAGGCUCAUAUACAGGGCGCCGGAUAUCUCGUCAGCUGGGAGCUGGUGCAGCGGUCCAGGGGCCAGCUUUGCGAGGUAAUAUAGAAAAUUAAACCAGGCGAUCGCGAGAUUGUCGCACCUAACUACUCCGUAUGCUAUUUAGAGAUUGUCAAAUUUCUACAGAGUAGGCUGC